Molecule: messenger RNA, 1419 nt
Organism: Zingiber officinale
Lineage: Eukaryota; Viridiplantae; Streptophyta; Magnoliopsida; Zingiberales; Zingiberaceae
Exons: 7
Coding region: 1-1419 (472 amino acids)
Source: RefSeq, a predicted model, not a curated record
AUGGAUUGGUCCACCCCGCACUUGGCUCCACCUCCUCCGGCGGGGAAGUUGGAAGUGGAGGAGCCCUUAUACGAGAAGCGCGUACGUCUCCACAAGAGGGCCAGGGACACGAGCACUUCUAGUGAGCAGGCUGUGUACAACAAUUUGCUUGGGGAACCUAAACCGUUGGGUCUUCGCCUCAGGAAGAGUCCGUCGAUUCAUAUGAUGCUUUCUCAGUCAAAGGCAGGUGCAUUUCAUGAAUUCUUUAUGGGUGAUCUAGUGCAUUCUAAUUCUCAUAUGUUUUUGUCAAGUAAUCCUUUACCAAAUUGGUUAACUUUGUGGAGAAGUUCACUAUGUUCUAUUGGCAAACAGUUUGUGACUAGAUAUGAAGGAGAUUUAGUGGCAAAAUGUUACUUCGCCAAACGUAAACUUCUAUGGGAAUUUCUCGAAGGUGGCGUGAAGAGCAAGAUUGAGUUUCAUUGGUCCGACAUUACUGCAAUUAAGGCUGUAUUUUUUGACGGUGGCCAUGGGGCUUUGGAUAUUGUGUUGGCAAGACCACCUCUUUUCUUCCGAGAGAUUGAUCCUCAACCAAGGAAGCAUAUACAGUGGCAAGCAACUCAGGAUUUUACCAAUGGCCAAGCACAUAUACACAGGAGGCAUAUACUUCAAUGUCCCCAGACCUCGUUGAGAAAGAAUUUUGAGAAACUUAUCAACUGUGAUCCUCAUUUGAAGCUACUUAGUCAGCAACCUGAUCUUAUAUUAGAAUCACCUUACUUUGAUCCGCUACUUAAUCAACAACCGGAUAUUAUAUUAGAAUCACCUUACUUUGAUUCGCUACUUAAUCAGCAACCUGCAUCGCCUUACUUUGAUUCUCAGUACUCAGUUUUGGAAGGUAAAAGUGAUUUUAAAAGUCAUAUCAAUGAUGUUAUUAAGGAUGAUUCUAAAACCACUUUCUCCGGCUUUUACGAACCUGGUCCCCCUUGUGCAACAUCAUCAAUCUCCAAUAAGACGGAAACACAAGAUUCUUUCUGGAGGACACCUGCUUUUGAUUCACAAUGCACUCCUUCACCAUGCUCAGUUGAGGAGCUGGCUUCAGGAAACACAUCAUUGCCUCGCGACGCUCUAUUCAACGAAGAGGACUUUAUAUCACAACUCCUUGACUUUGGUUUCCAGCCUCCUUCUGCUGCUUCUGAUGAACAAUCCAACAUCCCGAAGGUCAAUUCCCGUUGCUGCCUGCUCCAGCAAGAUACAGUGGCCGGUAUGAUGCUAAAUGCCCAACUGAAUGAUCAGGAUGGCGGUGCUGACGAUGCACAAGCUGGUGCUGGAUCCUACGAUGAAUCUUAUUCAACACCAGAGGCCGAACAAUCAUUCUUGGAAUUUAUGAAGAUUCCUCGAAUAGCCUCGUUUCCACGAGUUCUUUCUCUAUCCUACUUGACGUAG